Messenger RNA from Penaeus indicus, 420 nucleotides. Its product is annotated as pro-resilin-like. Gene Ontology annotation, cellular component: extracellular matrix. The coding region runs from base 1 to 420 and encodes 139 amino acids. NCBI's taxonomy places the organism in Eukaryota, Metazoa, Arthropoda, Malacostraca, Decapoda, Penaeidae. The transcript has 5 exons. The record is from RefSeq and is a predicted model, not a curated record.
AUGAAGGCCUUGAUCCUUGUGCUGACGGUGGCGUCGACGUCCUGGGCCGCGAGUCCGCCAGUGGACGGCUAUGACUACUCGGGCCCUGUAGGGCAGGGGUCGGGGUCGGGCUUCCAGUGGGACGUCAACGACGGCCCCUCUCGCAACUUCUACGGCCACGGCGAGGAAAGGCAGAAUGACGACACGCAGGGAAGGUACUACGUGCAGCUUCCCGACGGGCGCCGCCUGGUGGUCGAGUACUUCGUGGACAGCGCCGGCUUCCACCCCACCGUGUCGUUCGAGGGCGAGAUCACGGCCGGAGGCCAGGGCCAGUAUGGCCAGGGACAGGGCGGAGGCGGAGGCGGAGGUCAAGGAUCAGGCUUCUCGGGCUCGGGGGCUGGGUCGAAGCCGUCCCUGUCCUACGGGACGCCCUCCAAGUAA